Molecule: messenger RNA, 663 nt
Organism: Triticum aestivum (bread wheat)
Lineage: Eukaryota; Viridiplantae; Streptophyta; Magnoliopsida; Poales; Poaceae
Exons: 1
Coding region: 1-663 (220 amino acids)
Molecular function (GO): DNA-binding transcription factor activity
Source: RefSeq, a predicted model, not a curated record
AUGGAGGGUGAGGGUGAGACGCCUUACCAGCUGUUGUCGAACCGUAUCAGCCUCGACCUCCGCCUCGAUGCGAUGACGCACCACCGCCGCACCCGGCGCCCGGCGUCCCCUGCUCCCGCGGACUACCAGCAACAGCACCAUGGUAAGGAAGCCUUUUCGUGCAACUACUGCCAGCGAAAGUUCUUUAGCUCGCAGGCGCUCGGCGGCCACCAGAACGCCCACAAGAACGAGCGCGCCCUCGCCGACCGCACCCUCGCCAAGCGCAGACGCGACGCCUCUGCAGGCAUAAACGCCGCCGUCGCCGCCACGCCUUCCUCGCCGGCCGUCAUCCACAGCUGGCUCCACGGCGGCGGUGAUCUUUGGGCCUACGCUACUUCACCCGCGUCGAGCAUGGGCAUGGGUGGCUUGGCUGGCACUCGCCGCACCACGACGGCUGCCGGGGAGGACACGGCGGAGCUGGACUUGUCGCUCACAGCUGGCUCCACGACCGUCGCCCAUAGCUGGAUCAACGGCGGCGGUGAUAUUUGGGCCUACGCUACUUCACCCCCCACGAGCUUGAGCAUGGGCAUGGGCAUGGACGGCUGGGAUGGCACUCGCCUCACCACGACGGUCGGUGGGGAGACCACGGCGGAGAUGGACUUGUCGUUCAAGCUCUGCCUCUGA